Geosmithia morbida is the source of this 2826-nucleotide messenger RNA. RefSeq names its product ZnF C2H2. Gene Ontology annotation, molecular function: DNA-binding transcription factor activity. Bases 1 to 2826 code for a protein of 941 amino acids. The transcript has 3 exons. The record is from RefSeq and is a predicted model, not a curated record. Lineage: Eukaryota; Fungi; Ascomycota; Sordariomycetes; Hypocreales; Bionectriaceae.
AUGGAACCGUCCACCAAGCGACGGAAGCUGGCCCCAAAGGUCGUUUCUCCCGCUGAUCCGAAAUCCCAGACCACUCAGGACACGACGUCACGCUACGCUGUGCCCCAAACAUCACAUCCCGAACGCCAUGACUUCGAGUCCUUUGCCCGACACCUUCAGGAUGCUGCCAUGCUCAUCCAGCGCCAGGCCGAGGCCCCCCACUACCGCCAUGUCGACGUGCUCAUGUUGACUUGGGAGGAUGGCAGCACUGCACCCCCAGAUGCCGACCUCACCGCCCUCGAGAAGCUCCUACACACAGUCUACCGUUACCGCACUCAACGAUGGCAGAUACCUUCUUGUCCCAACCCCAGCGUCAAGCUCGGCGCAAAGAUUGCCUCGUUUCUUGAAAAUGCUGCUCCUGACCAUCUUCUCAUACUAUAUUAUGCCGGCCGUAGCUUUGUUGGCAUCGAUGGCCAGCUGUAUUGGGCAAGCAACGAGGGCGAGGAGUCGGCCAAGUUGAAGUGGGACGGCGUGCGCUGCCUAUUUGAGGACGCUCAGCCAGACAUGCUUAUCCUUCUAGAUACAUGCGCAGUCCCGCACCCCGUCCCCUCUGGAAGCAAUGGAGUCAAGCAGGCCAUUGCGGCAUGCGCGUCCGGCCCGGAUGUCCAACCCGGUGCCUCUCCGCACUUCACCUCCAACCUAGUCGAGUCUCUGCAGAAGCUUGCACCUUCCAGUCCCUUUAGUGUUCAGCGCCUCUACGAGGAGAUGCUUUUUCUGCAUCAACAGCAGCUACGCCAACUACCCCCACCCUCACCACCUUCUUCGGGACCCAAUGGAAAUGACACCAAACCUCCCUCUCUCCCCCCCCCCGAACCGAUCCUCAUAACUGUCACACCUGGACAAGCACACACCCUGGCUCUCUCCCCGACACUGCCUAGGCCACUGGAGCUGCCAUCGCCUUGCAAUGGGGGGGACCCAGCUCAUCAUGUCAGCCCUGCUACUCCUGAAGAAAGAUACUUCGAGCCAGGCGCACUAGCCGAUAUCAAGUUUGGCGAAACACGCAUACUGGUCUGUACCACAUUCGUGGGCGAUGCGAGCGCGGACAUGUCGUACUUCCAUCACUGGCUGCAAAACACGCCUUCCUUGGGCUCCAAGAUCUCUGUAGAAGGCAUCUUCAUAGGCCCGCCAACCAUGCUUCUUAUCUCGAUGCCUCACUCUAUCUGGAACGUCGUCCAGCAUGACAAGGUCUGCUGCUUUCUCGGCUACAUAAAUUCUCACAACAUGCUUCACCUCUACCAAGGCCUCACCGGUCCUACCGGCCCCAAGCCAUCAGCUCAGCAGGCGGAAGAAGGGCGCGCUCUUCUUGAAGCAAGGGAGGCGGCGGCGGCGGCCGCCGCUGCUGCUGUUGCUGUUACCGCUACCGCUUCAGUUACACAAAUUCAACAAAGCAGUCAUGAACUAGACCAGCGCGACGUUACCCAACUGGCUCCCGGUUCACGAGAAGGUCCAGGUCCAGGCUCUGGUCCUCUGGUACAUGAUAGCCCCUCCAUCCGGCCUCAUUUCUUGCCUGCCAGUCCUGGUCCCCGGCCUGCUAAAGCUAAGGACGAGCAUGAGGGGUCAGCCGAGAUGCGCGAGGCCGCUGAGCAGCUCAAAGCACUGAGCCAUGUAAGACAUCAAAGUGACGAAGGCCAACCCCCCUCCACCAUCGGACGCCCUCGAACGAGUCUGCCCAACGGAAUGCUUAAUCCGGACACGUCAUCGCCGCGUGCAGGCCACGAAAUGGCCAUAGACGAACCCACGACGUCGUCCCUGUCAGCAACGUCUCCCAGUCGCGUUAAGGUCCCUCGACAUGCGCUACCAAAGCAUGAGACGCGCUGUAAUCACUGUACCCACGCGCCCUUUAGGGACUCUUCUUCCCUGCGCAAGCACAUCGCUGCCGCUCAUACCCGUCCAUUUCCCUGUGCAUUUUCAUUUGCCGGAUGCGGAAGCACAUUUGGCUCCAAGAAUGAGUGGAAACGGCACAUUACCUCACAACACCUGUGUCUGCAAUACUACCGCUGCUCCGAGUGUCCACAGGCAACGAUCGAAGGCAAGGGGAAUGAAUUCAACCGAAAGGAUCUGUUCACGCAGCACCUCCGACGCAUGCAUGCCCCACUAGAGAUCAAGCGGCCUGGUUCCAAGGAUGCCAAGGUCCAGGAGGAGUGGGAGUACAAGGUCAGACUGAUGCAGGAGUCCUGCCUGGUGACCCGACGCAAACCCCCGCAAAGGUGCGCCUGCCCCAAGCCCGAAUGCCUCCACGUCUUUGACGGUCCCAGCGCCUGGGACGAGUGGACCGAGCACGUCGGCCGGCACAUGGAGAAGGGUGAGGCAGCCAACCUCACCGUUGACCAGUACCUCGUCGACUGGGCCCAAGAAGAGACCAUUAUUGAGCCCAGACCCGACGGUGGCCAUCGUCUGAAUUACGGUAGCGGGAGUGGUAAUAACAGUACCACUCAGCUUCAUAACUUGAACGCUGCCACCAUCGCCGCCGCCGCCGCCGCCGCCGCCGCCCCUGCAGCCACCGCUACUUCGCCCAAACCUGCCAGCACUGGCAAUGAUGUGACAGCUUCUCCCAAUUCCUUUAAACCUACUACCCCUGCCAAUUAUCUGAGCGCUGUUGAUGCUGCCAAAGCCGCUAGUGCCGCCGUCGCCAAUGAGUCUAGCAGUGGCAGUCAAGAUACAGCCAGCAAUUCGGUUGUCGAGUCCAAGGAGUCAGAGGCGUCGAAUCCACCGUCGUUUACUGAGCCGUCCCAGACAACGGCACAGGAAGCGGCGCCUGUGACGACUGAGAUGGAAAUUGACAAGUAA